AUGUCGCACCAGCUCGCCCACCCCGUGAUCGCCGGCAGAGCUCUCUGGGCGUCUGCACGCAAGGUCCUGGGGGCUCCUGGCUCUCAGAUCUCGUGGCGGGCGGAGGCCGGCAAGGGGGGUUGGAGAGGCCUGGAACCCCGCCGCUUUUCUGCAUGCAACAGGUCGGCUUGCAUCCGGAAUCUGAAAAGCGAGGAGCGCGGGAGACCGGGCGGCGACCACGGUGGGCUUGGGGUGUUUGGGGCCGUGGACCGCGCACUCCGGGGUCUGGGGGUGCUGCGCAUCUCGGAUGGGGCGCCGGACCCAGCCAAACAGAGGGCAGACCAGGUUUCAGCGUCGCCCCGCUAG
This is a messenger RNA of Rangifer tarandus platyrhynchus (Svalbard reindeer), 345 nucleotides long. NCBI's taxonomy places the organism in Eukaryota, Metazoa, Chordata, Mammalia, Artiodactyla, Cervidae. The record is from the annotation of a GenBank genome assembly.